AUGGACAACCUAUUUACCCUAGGAUCGUUAGCCCUAAAAAGGCUAAGAGAUUAUUCCCAUAUUACGGGCAUAUUAUCCUUGGAGAGAAUGUGUAACUCUUGUGUAUUUUCAACCCUAAAUAAGAAUAAAUCAAAGGUAAAUGAACGGCUUUACAUUGAUAAUAUAGGGGAGACCAAGCUAAUGUUCGUUAAGAUAUUAAACGAAGGCCGGGAUGAGGCUAUGCUUAUUGAUAUCAUUCUCACUUUACCCUCAUCCCUAAUUAUAUCAGAUCGAUAUAACGAGGUGGGUACCCCAUAA
Messenger RNA from Dovyalis caffra, 297 nucleotides. The record is from the annotation of a GenBank genome assembly. NCBI's taxonomy places the organism in Eukaryota, Viridiplantae, Streptophyta, Magnoliopsida, Malpighiales, Salicaceae.